Equus caballus (horse) is the source of this 4235-nucleotide messenger RNA. Lineage: Eukaryota; Metazoa; Chordata; Mammalia; Perissodactyla; Equidae. The record is from RefSeq and is a predicted model, not a curated record.
AUGCACACGAUCACAUCCGCCCGUCUCGACAGUGCGGCCGUUGUCAUCUUUGUAAAGAUCGGCUUUUUACAGAGCAGGCCCGGCCCGGAGCUAACCGCGGCCCGUCUCCCUCCCGAGGCCCAGCGCACGGCUUUACGAACAGACGCGCGGGGAAGCCGUCGAGCCUCGGGCCGUCCUCUCGCGCCGGACGCGCAGCCCGCCGCGUUCCCGGGCGCCGGCGGCCGCCCCGCGCCAGACCCGCCCGCCCCGCGCCAGCCCGCCCGCCCACCCCGGUCUCCCUCCCGCCGCGCCCGCAGAGUCCCUCCCGGUGAGCGCGCCACCGCCCACUUCGCCCCUCGGGAAAGUGCCGGAGCCGCCGCUCUGGGGACGGCGCCCUCACCGCUGCCGGCACGUCUGCCCGACAGCGCGCCGGCCGCACUCGUCAGCCCCACAGCCCGGCCCCUCCGGCCGCCAGUGGCCUGGGCUCCCGCCCACACCCGCGCAGGGCCGCCCGGCAGACGCCAGCGCCGGCGGGAAGGCUGUCGCGAGCCCGGGGACGGGCACGAGGCGCCCGCGGCCACGCAAGCAGACACGGCGCUGCCCCGGGACGCGGGGGACGACGAGGGGCGGCCCGCCCGGCGCGGCUGCGGACGCGGCCCAGAGGCGGCGCGCGCGGGGGAGCCGCUGCCCGAGCCCCCGUCCCGACCGCCGUCCCGGACCCACGGGCCCCGCUGCGGCCCUCCUCACGCGGCCCCCGCCCCGCGACCCACUUCCGACGCGGCCCACACGCGCCGCGUCCACACCGCACGCGAGCACCACGGCGCCCUGCCGGCCGCAUCAUUCUCGACGGCUCCGGCCGGCCCUGGGCGCGCCGCGGGGCGCGGGUGUCAGGGCGGCGGCCGCCCCCGGAGCCGUGAGGACGGCGAGCGGCCCCGCGGCCCGGCUCCUCCCUGGGCCUCCCCGCAUCCGCGCCCCGCCGCACAGGGCGCACGCCGGCCGCCCCCUCCAGGCCCCGCUCCUCCGCCGCCCCCCGCGAUGGAGAGUCCAGCCCGGGCCGGCCGCCCAGGGCUGGGGACGGCGCCGCGCAGGCCCCGCCUCACCCGGCUGGAGGCUGGAGCCCGAACAGAGGCAGACCCGACGUGCGGGUCCAGGCGACGUCCCCUCAGCGCCCGCCGCCGUCGCCCGCCGCCACCAACAGUUACAGGCCGCGCGCCAACGGUUAUCCCGCCCCGGAUCCCUCCGCGCCGGGACUUCGCGCCCGACGCUGGCCCGCAGCGGACCCCGGCCCUCCUCCUCCCACAGAGCCGCGCCGCCCGCCGUCCCCUCGGCGUCUGCCGUGGGCUCCCACGCGUGGGCGAUUGCGGGACGCGGGCGGAAGUGGGCACAGCCCUCUUUUUCUGGGCGGAUGGACACUGACUACAAGGGGUAACUGUGCUGCACGUGACACUGAGUAACGGCGCAGCGGAAGGCGGGCGUGCGACGCGCCCUGAUUGGCUGCCCUGCGGAUGGCAGUUUUCCGCGGGCUGCAGGUGGAGGCGGGGCCGGGUCAGCCACGCCCAGGCCACGCCCCAUCCCGGCAAGGCUCCGCCCAUCCUGGCAAGACCCCGCCCCAUCUUGACGAGGCCCCGCCCAGGCCUCGCUUGGUCCCUGGAGCAUAAGCACAGGCAGCUGCUGGCCUGGAGCCCCUCUCAUAAAGAGCAGGAAGGACCCGAAGCCACAGGCAGGAUUAAAGGGCUGAUCUAACCCUUAGAUCUCAGCUUUAAAGUUGUAAUGUACAGUGAAUUUGGUUACAUGGAAAAGGAAACAGUAAUUGUUGAAGUAUGUUUUCUUAAGCUACAGAAUAAUUUUUGAAAUGCUUGCCUUUAAUCCGUAGACAGGCUCGUGUUUGAGAAAAUAUUAUCUUGCUGCUCAGGGUGAAUCUGAGCGUCUGAAACACUGGAUCUUGGAGCCACAUUUUGUCAUUUUUUCAAAAAAUGAAAAGAUGACUGGCCUCCUAGGAUAGGGUUUGAAAGGUUGCUUUUUCUGGCUACUGUAAUUCCGCUGCUUCGGUUAUGGGCUGUCGGAAUGGUUCAAUUCCUCGUGCUUCUUACUAAAUAUUUGAGACAGUGCCCUGGCUGUUUUUUUAAAGGCACCUGUGAGCUCACUGUGAUGACUAGCACUCUGUCUAAUUGUGGUUGGGCAAGAAGGUGAGGAUGGAGAGAGCACGACCUACUCAUCAGUAAUUAAGUCCUAUCUCCCCCCUCCACCCCAGUUCAUGCCCCACCCCCCGUUCACCGGUCACCUGGGAAGAACAGGGGUUCCAGGACCCUGGGGGCUCCGCACCUGAAUUCUGUCUUUGCUGCUUCCCAGAUCUGAGCCCUCAUGCAGUUUAUUCAACCUUCCAAGCCUCAGUUGUUGUUGGGAGUAUUGGAUGCUUACAAUGAUCCUUUAUUGGUGAAGUGCUUGACACCCGACACAACGUGCACCUGGUCUAGCACAGCCUGCUGGUCCUGUUGUGACCUGCAGGGCUCUGAGCUUCCGGACAGAGGGAGUGCAAGGGCUCUUUAGAGCAGUCUGCACACUAUCGGGAGGGGAGGACCAUGCGGUGUUAUUACUGUCUGCUUCCAACAUACGACAGACUGCCACUUUUGUAAAAGACAAUAAAAAUAAAUUCCCAGAAAAGUGAAAUGAGAAAAAACACAGAUAUACAAAAUACGAACUCAUUUUUAAAAAGUGACAAACAACACUGUUAAAUGCAAUGGUGCUUACUCCCAGUUUCUGUUCUCAUCUCUUGCCAACAAACAUCUGGGUGGUGCUUUGUUAUGGCAGACCCAGGAACUAACACAAGGGGGUUAUUAUUAUUCUCUAUUGCAAAUCAGGAAACAGGCGCAGAGAGGUUAAGUAAUUUGCUUUUGGUCACACAGCAAGUGGAAGGGUCAGGAUUGGUGCUCAGGCAGUUGGAAUUCACUGUUGAAGACCAAGGACACUUGUGUAGGAGAGUGACAAAGAGCAUGGAGUCUGGGGCCAGGUUUUGAAUCAUGACACCUACCGCAAAUUUUCCAUGGGCAGAGACUGGAGACUGAGACACUGCUUAGGAUUCUGCUAUGACAAGGGGGAUUGAGAAGGAUAGACAGGAAAGACUGUGUGGAGUUCAAAUUUCCAAAACUUGAAAACUCAUUCAUUUAUACACAUAGAAAAAGAUGGAAUCCUUCCCAGUUGGUUUUACAAACCAGCCUAAUCUUGACUCCAAAACCCAAUAGUUCAAGAAAGAAAAUAGAGAGCACUCUUUCCCCUUUACAAUUAAAGAUCUCUAAAUCCUAAAGAAAAUACUAGAAAAUCAAAUUCAGCACUAUGCUGAAAGAUAAUGCACCAUGGCCAAUUAAGGCUUAUUUUGAUAAUGCAAGGAUAGCUCAUUAUUUAGAAACUUAUUAAUAUAAUUCAUCACAUGAAAUGGCUAAAAAGGGAAAACCAUUUGAUUAGCUUGGUAAAUGCCAGGGAGGUAUUUGAUAGAACACAAAGAAAACUAGGAAUGGAAAGAUCCAGUCUUGGCAUGAUAAGGAAGAUUCACCUUAAACUAAUAGUCAUCUUCAUCCCCAACUGUGACAAGCAGAGGCAUUCACACAGGACCAGAAUCAAAGAUUUAAAAUAUCACUACUUAUAUUUGAUAAUGUUUUAGCUAAUCCAAGAAGACAAGAAAUAGAAAUAAGAAAUAGAAAUAGCAAAAAGGAGCAGACAGAAAUAGAUAAAUACGUAAGAAGAACCUAAAACUUUGCUGAAGCCUAUGCAAAUAAAUGGAGAGAAAUCCAUAUUCCUGGACAAGAAUAGUGAGUAUUGCAUCAUUUUCUCUAAAAUAAUGAAAAUAUUUAACUCAGGUCCAGUGCUAUGAGCUUGGGGACUAAGUGAUUCUAACCUGCAGAGAGAAGAGUAGACCAGCCAGCACAGGUGUGCUGGUGGCAGCUGAUGCUCUCCCUCAGCAGGACACCCAGAACACACAGCGCCUCUGGGACCUCGAACCACGUCCAGCCUGGCAGUCACCUCCCGCAGGCUCUCGGCACAGACACUGUGGGCUCCAGGCCCCUGCACAUGCUGGCACCCCCCUUUCUGCAUGCCAUUCACCCUGCCACCACUUGGGCUCAUCUGUGCCUAAGUGGGGGGCUUCCUGCUGGCCCAGUAACUGGGGAGGGGCCCUCCCCUGUGUCCUUCCCUGUCCUUUCUCUUGCAGUCCUGGGUUCCCUAUAUUUUAUAAUUACCAUAAUUAAGAUUUUAUUUUUUUCCUU